CCGCCGAUUGGCUGAACGCCGUGAACAGCGGAUAAAUUGCGAAGGGACGGCAGCGCGGAGCCAGGCGUUGUGGAGAGAGCACUGACCGCUGCUGCUGGGACCCUGUCGGCCAGAGCUCCCGGGCUAGUCCUGUCGGGUUCUGCGGUUUUGUGCCCAGUUGUCUGUUCUCCUGAAUCCCAACAACUUUCACGUGGAGCUCCCUCAGAGCCUGUCGGUAAACCGGCUGCACAGUUACUGGACAGCAACAGGUUGGUGACACGAAGAGAUUGGUCAGGAAGUCGGGGAGGAAGCAUUCGGAAAACGGCGGCGGCAGCAGCGGCAGUGGCGAUGUUGGCGGGUGACAGUUAUAUGUGCCCUGACCUGGAGGUCCAGACGACAAUGGAUCAAACUGAUUACAUGACAGAUGGAGCACUGCAUGUUACACUGACUCUUCGACUGCUCAUGCAUGGCAGGGAGGUUGGUAGCAUCAUUGGAAAGAAAGGUGACACAAUAAAGCGAAUGCGCGAGGAGAGCAGCGCACGUAUCAAUGUGUCUGAGGGCUCAUGCCCCGAGCGGAUAAUCACGAUUACUGGUUCAAUGGAGGCAGUCUUCAAAGCAUUCACAAUGAUCGCAGGCAAACUAGAAGAGGACCUCAGUACUUCGAGCAUAAGUGACACAACAAGGAGCAAACCCCCUGUUACACUGCGUCUGGUAAUCCCUGCCAGUCAGUGUGGUUCGUUGAUAGGAAAAGGGGGAUCAAAAAUCAAGGAGAUCAGAGAGACUACUGGAGCUCAGGUCCAGGUAGCUGGUGAUCUGCUGCCAAACUCAACAGAGCGUGCAGUCACUAUCUCUGGAACCCAGGAUGCCAUCAUCCACUGCAUCAGGCAAAUUUGUGCAGUUAUUCUGGAGUCUCCACCUAAAGGUGCCACCAUUCCUUACCGUCCCACCCUUGCACCUGGACCAGUGGUGUUCUCUGGUGGACAGGCCUACACCGUCCAGGGACAGUUUGCGGUCCCUCAUCCCGAUUUGUCCAAGCUCCAUCAGUUGGCUGCUCAACAUGCUUCCUACAAUACAGUGAACCAGUCCUCCUCAUCGUUCUCCGGAGUGGAUAACAGCGGUCAGACUACAUCUCAGGAACUUCUGAUUCCAAAUGAUUUAAUAGGCUGCAUCAUUGGGAGACAGGGCAGUAAAAUAAACGAAAUCCGGCAGAUGUCAGGUGCUCAAAUCAAGAUCGACAAUCAGGUUGAUGGUUCGACCGAGAGACUCGUUACAAUCACAGGGGGUGCCCUGAACGUCAACUUGGCACAGUACCUCAUAAACGCAUGUUUAGAGAUGGCUAAAACCACCUCCCAGAAUGCUUCCAUCACGACCCCAGUUGACCUCAACAUGACCUUCUCUCAGCCUGCCAACCCUGCCUCUUCCCCACUGGCAUCGAUGAGCUCCGCCCUCCCAUCCUCUCUGCUGAAUGCCCCCUAUGCCAUUCCCAUCUCCAGCCUCCUUGGCAUGAAAAAUGUUCCCUUCCUGGCAUUGUCUGCAGCCAGCUCGGGGCCUUCUGGGAGCAUGUCAGCUUACACAGCCAAAAUCCCCUCAUCCAAUGGGGUUAAGAAGUCUGAGCGACAGAAGUUCUCACCGUAUUGAGAGGAUGGUGCAGCUGCCCAGACCCUGUGUAGAGCUAGUGAGGUAACGAGUGAACGGGAAGGAGUCAUGGGGAGAAUCAUUCAGAUUUGUGAAUAUUGUUAUUUAGGAGGUCUGUUUUCAUGCAAGUCUGUACCUGCAAAUCAACCCCAACCCCUUAGAGUGGCUGAAUAGUCUUUAUUUGAUUCCCUUGGCAUUUACGAAAAAACUAACAUUCUUCACAGCUGGUGCUGUUCAAUGAUUUUAAAUUUCCCAUUGGUUAAAUUAAUCACAAUCAAGACAGUGGCUCAGUGGGUUGCAUACACUGCCUGAUGAAUAACUGAGCCACUGGGCCAAGCAUUCCUUGCAUUCAUUUUCAAGGCAGGAUGGCAGUGAUCCUCGGUGACCAGAGUGGGCGAGCAGGGGAGACAUCUGUCUGUUUCCAUUCCUGAACGGCAUCAGUGACCUCUGCUGGAACAAGCACCAGAAGGCAGAUCGACAAGUGGGUGGGAUGAGGGGGAGAGGACAUCCAAGCCAAGUUUGCUCAACCCUCUCAUCUCUCCUAGCACCAGCAGGGUCAAUUACUGUCUGAUAAUUAACUGACCUGUAGGUGCAGGAGUGGGGUCUGUGUGUUUGUUAGCUCCUACAGACUUUUAUCCCAGCUGAGUCACUGCCUCUCAGAAGAGAAGGGAGUAAUGUGGAAUGUGUACAUGAUAAUUAAAAUUUGGAGGGGGGGGGGUGGCAUUGUUUAUACUGAUAACAGCUUGCUGUGCAUUUUGGAUAUCGGGAAGAUGUAUUGGAAGUCACUGGACAUUUAGGGCUUGGUGCAUUCCGUCAAUCGAACCACUUCUGUGCUGUAUUUCGCAUUAUUCAGAUGUUUUAAGGAUUUUAGUUAUACCUGAUGACUUCAGGCAAUAUUUCAACUUUGAAUAUUACAAUGGAAUUAUUUUGGUUUUCUCUCAAAAUAUUAAAUGACCACAAUAACUGCUGAGGCAUAGUGAGGGGAACAGCCAGUAAACACAUCUGGUCCAACCUCAACAAGUUUUCAAGUGUCUCCUGCCGGUUCCUUGUAUCUAAUCCCUGACCCUUAGCGCACAUAAUGAAAAUUAAUUAUCAUUAACCGACUAUGCAAAGUUACACAUAGGCUUAAUUUUUUUUAAACUUACAAAUAUAUCUGAUUUGACUAAUGCAGCCACUCCCAGAGAGCUGAUUUUUGUAAACUCCUAUUGGAACUGGACUUUUUCUGGUUUAUUUAGAAAAAUGAAUCUUAUAUUUUUCCCAGUUCCUCUGCGGCUCCAAUGUUCCCAGUGCAGGAUGGAGCAUAGCAGGACAGACAUGAAGGAAAGAAGUUCUUUGUACAGGCUACAGGAUUGCAACACAUCUCAUGAAGAUGCACACACCCACGCAGGCACAAUAAUACACCACACCGUCUCACAUCACACUGACGGCUUCUACAUUAGACAUUCCACUCCCUUGCACGUGGGCCAUUCACUGGGCACCAGUUUUGCCAGGUUGGAGGAGGUGUUGGUGUUAGAAUUGGGAAUGCAAGAAUGCUGGUUUCCAGCAGUGCGACAUGCUCAAGGCCUCGCUUGCACCAAGUGCAGUUUUGCAUUCUGCCUGACUCAGGCAUAUGUUGGAGAUGGGUGCUGUGAGGUGCACUCUUCAAAUGCAAUGUGGGAGGACUCUGUAUCUGCCCUGGGAGUGGGCGGUAGGACAGUGUAGGACAGACAAGUUCCGUACCCUCAGAGCAGGUCCCAUGAAGCGUUCAUAUUUGCCUCCUCUAGGCUGUUCUCUGAAUGCCAGUGGCGUCCUCGUUGACCUGGGACGCAAGACCUCGCAGGAAGGUUGGACAAAGCCUGCAAUCCCGCUCCGUAGAGCUUGAAGCGCUGUGAUUGACGUGAUGACGGUAUUGAGGGUACUUGUUUAGAUGAGCCAGUGUGCUGAGUCCUUGGCUGAAGGAAGUUUUGUGUAAUGGUACAGGCGGAGCCUCUGUGCGUGCACACACAGGGUUCUGGGCAGGUGGCCAUGUUUAAAAUUACAGACCCAGAUCUUCGUUCCCCCUUCCCGCCUCUGUCUUCAUCCCGCCUCUGUCCUCAUCUUCUUGUGUUGUGGUGUUCAAAUUCGCUCUCCAUUUUCCUUUGCAGUUGUUUCUUUUAUAUUUCCUGUUAUGUUUCGUUAAAUAAAAGUUUUUUAUGCAACACAAAUUCCUUUUAUAAAAUCUUAAUAAAAGUUUUUUGGC
Messenger RNA from Mobula hypostoma (lesser devil ray), 3832 nucleotides. It is a transcript of the gene pcbp4, whose product is annotated as poly(rC) binding protein 4. Gene Ontology annotation, cellular component: nucleus; cytoplasm. The coding region runs from base 328 to 1617 and encodes 429 amino acids. The record is from RefSeq and is a predicted model, not a curated record. Gene Ontology annotation, molecular function: mRNA 3'-UTR AU-rich region binding. Gene Ontology annotation, biological process: negative regulation of mRNA splicing, via spliceosome. Lineage: Eukaryota; Metazoa; Chordata; Chondrichthyes; Myliobatiformes; Myliobatidae. The transcript has 15 exons.